This is a messenger RNA of Myodes glareolus (Bank vole), 2843 nucleotides long. NCBI's taxonomy places the organism in Eukaryota, Metazoa, Chordata, Mammalia, Rodentia, Cricetidae. The record is from RefSeq and is a predicted model, not a curated record.
UUUUUUUCUUGAUCUGGUAAGCUUUUGGAUAGCCCCGGGAACCUUAUUGCGCCAGACUUUCCCAAACCGGGGUGAUUGAUUAUCACUAUCGUGACUUGAGGAUAGGGGCUCGGGUCCUUUGCCUUCUAACUGUUCCAAGCUCGCGGUUAGUGGUUAAGGGACAGUUGACUUCCCUAGGUCAUCUGGUUAGUUCGUGCUGGAGCAGGGUCUCUCCCGUCCCCUCUGAUAGACACCUGGUCUGCCAGCAGGCAUGUGGCCCUUAGACUUUGCAGUUCCUUGGAGUCCUUUUGGACCAGGGACCGUCACCGCAAAGCCGAGUGCCUAUCAUAUUGACUCUUGAGCAGAGUUAAGGGCCAGAGAGGCAGAAGAUGACUGCUCUUAUCUCUUCAAAUACAAGGCCACACAGACGACUUCUCGAGGGACCCUAAUUUUAGCUUCUUUCAAACCGUGCCAGCAGGGAAAGUCUGCCCUCCCCCAAAGUCCAUGAUCAGCAGGGACUUGUAGGCCGGUUUUCCUCCCACUGCUGGGCCAAGGCAAAUUGAGAUGCAGUUAAGUUUGUGGAUAGGAGAGAGUUGCUGACGACCUCUUUUGGAAAGAGGGGGUGCUCUUUCGGAGACUGGAGGAGCAGGCUGAGAGCAGCACACUGCCCCGUUGGAAGAUAGCCUCCGGGGCUCCUCUUGCUUCUAGCUGUGAACUGCCUGGCAUGGUGCUGGGAGAAGCCCCUGAGUCUGCUCAGUGUCCAUCCCUCACUGGCCUGAAUACCAAGGAUGUGGUUCGGAAAAGGCACAAGAGAAGAAGCCGGCAGCACCAGCGGUUCAUGGCCCGCAAAGCCUUGCUCCAGGAGCAGGAGCUGUCAAGCAUGGCCCCAGGGCCAGGAUCCUGCCCUCCGCCCUCCCCAUCACAGACACCAGCAGACACAGAGGCUUCGGGCAGCAGGCGGCAGCGUGCCAAGGCCAGGUCUAGCGGUGGUGGCUCAGGCGGCAAAAGGCCUAUCCCCAGAGAAGCCCCAGGGCCUGGGCCCAGCAAGUGUGUCGCCGUUGACUGUGAGAUGGUGGGGACAGGCCCCCACGGGCGUGUGAGCGAGCUGGCCCGCUGCUCCGUGGUGAGUUACAACGGGGACGUUCUCUACGACAAGUACGUCCGGCCUGAGAUGCCCAUUGUGGACUACCGCACCCGCUGGAGUGGCAUCACCCGCCAGCACAUGCGUAAGGCCAUCCCCUUCCAGGUGGCCCAGAAAGAGAUCCUCAAGCUCUUGAAGGGCAAGGUGGUGGUGGGGCACGCGCUGCACAAUGACUUCCAAGCCCUCAAGUACGUUCAUCCUCGGAGCCAGACCCGGGAUACCACGUACGUCCCAAACCUGCUCAGUCACCCCGGCUCCCACACCCGAGCUCGGGUCUCCCUUAAGGACCUGGCCCUGCACCUGCUCCACAAGAAGAUCCAGGUGGGACAUCAGGGACACUCGUCUGUGGAAGAUGCCAUGACAGCCAUGGAGCUCUACAAGCUGGUAGAGGUGCAGUGGGAACAGCAAGAGGCCGACAAUGCCAAGGCCCACCCCGAGGACAGGGCACCCGACAGCAGCACUGACGUGGAGCAAUACAUGGAGGACCAGUACUGGCCUGAUGAGCUGGCCCCGAGCACCAGUGGAGACAUAAGGGAGGCCCAGGCUGGCAGGGAGUGAGAGGAAGGAGCCUGCGGGUGGCAGAUGGGGCAGGAAGCCAGGAGUGGUCUCUCUAGGCAGACCUGGGGGACGGGGUCAGGGCACUCACCUGUCCACGUGCAGGCUCACAGCACCUCGUGUCUAAGGGAUGCUUUUCUUCAAUCCUGUGGUUUUGCAAAGGACACUAGCGUCGUGCCCAGGAGGUACAGAGAAAGUGCCACAGGACUGUCCAAGGCUGUCCCUGGCUCCCUGAGCCAAGUCUUCUGGGCUCACUGCUCUGCUGCUCUGGGAUAAAGCAUCUCCCUGGGGGUGCUGGGUGCUGUGGGUGGCAGGGUGAAGUUCUGCUGCUGUUGCCACCUCUCCCCUGCAGAUACAUUCAGGAUCACAGUAACUUAAAUUGUUAAGAAAGCCCUUUAAAGAAGACACUGUUCCCUGUCCCUUACUUUCUUAGAUGUCUUAUGUCCUAAGGGUAACUUUAGGAGUCUAAUAAACAAGGGUUCCGAUCACACCGUUCCCUGACAAAGCCUCAUCGUUAGGCAAGCCUGUGGCUUCCCCGUUGAGCCUGUUUCCCCCCCAUAAAGUGGAGGAGAGCGUUAGAACCUACCUCGUGGGUAUUGAGGUGCUUCGUGUGCAUCCUCGUGAUGAAAGAGAAUGGUCUCUAUUCCAGCCACCGCCUGACUUCCUAGCUGCUGUGGCCCAGGCAGGAUUCUGGCUUGGCUUUUCCAGCAGGUGAGGUGGAGCCAGGGCCUGGCUCUGCAGGAGAGUUCAGAGUUGUCUGCAGGUCUUGCUUCAUAGCAGCAUCCUACCCGCUGUGGUAUUUGGGAAAGUGACAACAGUCACCCAGACAGGGUCAGAAGGGAAGGGACACUACUGAGACCACAUUUGACUGCUGUCAGCCAAGGCCCUGAUUGCACAAAACCUUAGUCAUGGAUUGUUUGCUGGCCGGCUCCUCCCUGCCAGGGGAAGAGGGAGCUGACCGAAUCAUCACCACUUCUGUCUGGCCUGGCGCCAGGGGCAAGCUCUGGUUUCCUUAAAAAGCAGCAACUUGUGCCAACCUCGCUGCUGGGUGAAUCUUGAUGGCUUCAUUUGCGGGUUGAAGGGUGGUGGGAUUGAUAGCCUGUGUACCGGGAGAAGCCUUGCUCAUGUAGGAUCUUUAAUGCGGGAAUAAAGUUCGAUUGGACAAGUG